Callorhinchus milii (elephant shark) is the source of this 2128-nucleotide messenger RNA. It is a transcript of the gene zdhhc14, whose product is annotated as zinc finger DHHC-type palmitoyltransferase 14. The record is from RefSeq and is a predicted model, not a curated record. NCBI's taxonomy places the organism in Eukaryota, Metazoa, Chordata, Chondrichthyes, Chimaeriformes, Callorhinchidae. Gene Ontology annotation, biological process: peptidyl-L-cysteine S-palmitoylation; protein targeting to membrane. Gene Ontology annotation, cellular component: Golgi apparatus; endoplasmic reticulum. Gene Ontology annotation, molecular function: protein-cysteine S-palmitoyltransferase activity. The transcript has 9 exons. The coding region runs from base 1 to 1287 and encodes 428 amino acids.
AUGGUGCGGGGGCUGGAGGAUAAGCCGUUGGUGGCCACGAAGUGCAGACGGAGGGAAAGCUGUCCGUACCUAGCAGUAAACAUCACACCCGCGAUCCCAGUGAUAGCAGCGAUUUUGUUCUUUUUUGUGAUGGGGACGUUGCUACGUACAAGCUUCAGUGAUCCAGGAGUUCUGCCUCGUGCCACGCAAGAUGAAGCAACAGACCUGGAAAGACAGAUAGAUGUCACCAAUGGCUCAGGUUCAGCCGGUGGUUACCGAUCUCCCCCCAGAACAAAAGAGGUGACAAUCAAUGGGCAAAUGGUUAAGCUGAAAUACUGCUUCACCUGUAAGAUCUUCCGGCCGCCCCGUGCCUCUCACUGUAGCCUUUGUGAUAAUUGUGUCGAACGAUUUGAUCACCACUGCCCCUGGGUAGGCAACUGCGUGGGAAAAAGGAACUACAGAUAUUUUUACAUGUUUAUUUUAUCACUGUCAUUUCUGACAGUCUUCAUCUUCGCUUUCGUCAUCACACAUGUCAUUCUCCGUUCACAAAUGACAGGAUUCUUAAAUGCACUAAAAGACAGUCCUGCAAGUGUGCUAGAAGCUGUAGUUUGCUUUUUCUCUGUCUGGUCAAUCCUUGGUCUGUCAGGGUUUCACACAUACCUGAUCAGCUCAAAUCAGACCACAAACGAAGAUAUUAAAGGAUCCUGGUCAAGCAAAAGAGGCAAAGACAAUUACAAUCCAUACAGCUAUGGGAAUAUCUUCACUAAUUGCUGUGCUGCUCUGUGUGGGCCAUUGCCACCGAGUUUAGUUGACCGAAGAGGAGUUCUACAGCCAGACUUGCCACAAUCAGUUGCACCAUCAAAUGGAAUCACCACAUAUGGGGCCACCCAUUCCCAGAGCAACAUGUGUGAUCAAGACCAAUGCAUUCAGAGCACGAAAUUCGUUUUGCAGGCAGCGGCCACACCACUGUUACAGAGCGAGCCAAGUCUGACCAGCGAGGAGCCCACUCUGCCGGGGAAAAUGACAAUAUCUCCUGCCUGUACCACAUUGGGUCUCGGGCAACCAACGCCUCCAUCAUCCACACUAAACCUCACUGCAGAUCCUGUAGUAAUGGAUGCCAUGCCGUUAAAAGAUGGUCGCGAAGGUCAUCACUUUCUUACACCAGACGAGGCUCCUUCACCCCCGGGAAUGCUCACCCCAGGUACCCCUAUCUCACACAGCCACACGAUGCACAUCUUGAAUGCGGUCGCCCAGGAUUCGAUGCACGAAGAUUCAGUCCGUGGUCUUGUCAAACUCAGCUCAGUUUGAAUCCUUCCUGUUGUGCUCCAUUCCCAUCUCCCACCAGUUCCAGUUGUUUAAUGGGAUGGGAUUGCCAAACCCCUUAUCAGGACGCGUCAUUACAAAACUGCCACAUGGAAUAAAAACAUAACCUCUUGCCUGGAACCAAGACGUAUGUGCCAUUAGAAUAAUCGUGUAACGGAGCCAUUUUUAUUUUGGAGUUCAUUUUAGACUAUGACCCUGCAAUGCAAAUGUCGUGGGAGCAAACGUGUUUAAUGUGUGGAGCCAUUGACUUGACGUUUUUGUUAGAAACUGCACUCAGUCUUAUGUCUAUUUUUCAAUGAUGGGGCCAAUUGUGACACACUAUAGGGAACAGACAAGACUUGGGGACACUUAUGUUGGAAUUAAAUGUCCAAUCCAGUAUUAUGCUGCCCCUUAACAUAAGGCCAAACUAGAACUCUAGACUGAAUUAUUACAUUGGGAGUUUUUCUGAGACUGUAAUCCAGAACUCUGUUGAAUGACUGCAGAUAUGAUUUUGCAUACCACUUAAUAAAGAGGGAUUGUGUCUUGCUGUACAAAUGCUACCUACUUUUCAUCCCUCUGCAAACAGUCUGGUAGCACUGUAUAAAAUGAAGGCAAAAAAAAUACAGAGAACUGAAAGAAAGCAACAUGUUAUCCUUCACAGUAUUUUUUUUAAUUGGCCAAUAGGAUCUGGAAUAUUGAGGGCUACUGUAUUGUCUCUUAUCAUAUCAUUUAUUCUUUUUAUGCAGUGUUUAAUAGAGUAUUGUGUUGUGAUAUGUCACCGUUCCAAACUGGUGAUAUUUACUUCCUGUGGACAUUAAUAAAUUGAUUAAGCCUUUUAUUCUUUAAA